GCAACUUAGUGAAAACGACGUCAGAGCCAGUCAGCCAGAAAGUAGUAAGAUUCGUUUGUUAGUUUCAUCAUUAUGAUGAGUUAGAAUUAUAAAGUGAUUUUUAUGACUGUAUUUCAUAACAUUAUUUCAACAUGGGGAUGAAAGUGAUGGCAUUCGCAGGCGUUAUUACCAUGCUCCAAGCGGUCACCCAGGCAAUCUUCAGUUCGCUGUCUUUAGCACAAUAUUUUUGCCUCAUUGAUUUUUUACGCGACUUGCCCUUUUUAAUUUAUAUUAAAAUUCUGUAUUUACACAAUCCAGAUUGUGGAAGUCGUAUAAAUAUAGGGAAAGUGAUAGAGGGUAUUCCUGAUCAGGCUUUCGUACUCCUAACUAAUGAACCACUAACGGUCACUCGCACUUUUUACAUUAAUAGUGCGAGCCUAGGACUCAGCGUACUUUGGUUUUUAGCCAGCAUCAUUUUAAUGGCUGGAAAAGAGAAGUCGGGCUAUUUAAGACCCUUGCGCUGGCCAUGGGUGUUUAUUUCUAUAGCAGUUUGUGGUUGUGACGUAGUUGCUACAGUCAUUUUUGCUAAUGACUCGUUCUAUACACGGACCUUAACAGAAGUGAUGGACUAUAUAGGAGGUACCAUAAGCGGCAUAGGAAAUAAGCAACUCGACACGUCUCUGACGGCUUGGAUCAUGGUGGCUCUCUACUCACGUUUCGCUGUCUUCUUCGUAAUCAAUCUUAUACUCAUUGUGAUUGUAGUCCUUGAUAAAAGCAAACCACAACCAGAUAUUAGUAUCAUUGAGUCUCCGAUUGUACCAGCACUACCGCCUCCACCGCCACUGCCACCACCGCAACCACCUUUACCUCAAAUUACACAAUCUCAAACUCCAAAACCACAAGUUGUUACCCCAGUACAUCUUCCAAUCAGACGUGUAUCAGAACCAAUAGUAGCACGCAAAGUGAGCAACAGUGCUGAUGAUAGAACCGUUUUGUCAAUUCCUCUAAGUAAUAUCACGGAAGCAAGCACGAGUACAAGGGACAUAGAAGAUUCAAGUAUACGUGAAGAUUCAUCAAAAAUACCGCGGGCUGGUUUCAACAACGCCUUUCGCACUAUGAAGAGGUUUUUAUUUACAAAACCAUCCAUCUCACAGCGAGCUUCUGUACUAGAUUCUUCGUAUACCUCACCUGAAAGGUCGCCCAAAAUACAUCAUCGUGAGAUUGACAAAAAAAGAACAGUUAACUUUCCUGCAAAUCUGUUAUCAUUACCUCAACGCUUGGAAAACAUGAUUGCGGAACAGCAACGACGUUUGGACAACGCUGUAAUCGACACCGGCCGUAGUUCACCCCCGAGAGCCUCACAGUCAUUACCACAGCUUAAUGACUCUCCAGACGGUAAUCCGGCUUUGAACCGCGGGCGACGCGACACUGCCGCAGAAUUACAAGGUCAGCUGCCGUGGGCCUACAUUCCAGCGUCAGCACACCGCAUGCGUGACCAGCUGCCACCAGACGAAGACCUGCCUCCAGUGCCGCUACCGGACUAUACGGCAUUACAUUCGGUUCGCAAAGCAUCUGUACAUCGAGCAGCCUCUAGCUUGAGUUCACUAACGCAAAAGAGAAAUUACAUAUCGCAACUACCAAGGCUGUGUUAGUUAUUUAUUAUUUAUAUUGCUCCUCUAACGCAAUCAGAUGUUUUGUAUUAAUGAAAUAAUGAACAUGACACGUGGAACCACAUGGGGCUAAGUCGAAGAUGAUUCUUAGUUUAAUUUUUAAUACUUUUAUAAGAAUUCAAUAAAGCUUGAACAUUGUUUCACAAUUUGAAAACAUUUAGGUUUUAUAUAUUGUUUUAUAUAAAUUGCUAAAAUUAAUGUUUUCUUAUUUCGUUCUAUCUUAAUGCUCUGAAAUAAUUCUAUCGCUGGAAUUCAUUUAGAGAUAUGAGAAAUGUCGGUAACGUGAA
Danaus plexippus (monarch butterfly) is the source of this 1936-nucleotide messenger RNA. RefSeq lists its product as uncharacterized. The transcript has 10 exons. The coding region runs from base 132 to 1631 and encodes 499 amino acids. The record is from RefSeq and is a predicted model, not a curated record. NCBI's taxonomy places the organism in Eukaryota, Metazoa, Arthropoda, Insecta, Lepidoptera, Nymphalidae.